AUGUGCGGAAACAGCAGCUGCGACAACCACCUGACCGCCGAAGAGGCACGCGCCGCCGCGCGAGAGGAGGGUCUCGAGCUCGUGCCGUCCAACAACGGCACCGGCUUCCAGAACGUCUUUCGCUCGCCCGGCUUCAAGAAGGCGCCGGCCCACCCGUUCCUUGCGGUGGUGUACGGUCCCAGGAGGACGUCGCUCGGCAAGUUCGCGACUGCGGAGCACGCCGCGCUCGCGUGUGCUCGGCACUUCAAGACGCUGUCUGGUGCAACGGUGGGCGCCGCAGGCGCCAGUCGCCAAUGGGGUGGGCCGCUGAAGGCUCGCAACACGGAGGCAGUCGCCGAGGAGGCCACGGUGUCAGCCGGAUCCCACGAGCGGCCGGGGGGCGCACUAGAUUCCGCCUCGUGCCUCGUGCCGAGCGAUACGACGGGCAACGAGGUGGCGGCGGUGGGGGACACGUGGUGGAAGAGGCACUCGGAGGAGCGGGCGAGGAUCGAUGCGCUGAGCGGGGACGAGGUUGAGAAGGAGGCCGAGGCGCACGGGCUCGAGCUCACCAGGUCGACACGCAACAAGUCGGGCUACGCGGGCGUCUUCAAGAGGAGCAGAAAAUCGGCCGGCGCUGCCGACCGCUAUGAGGCGCUCUGGGCUCCCGGGCAGAAGGAGCUGGAGAGGCUGGGGCUCAAGUCGAACGUGAGCUUCGGCACGUGGGAGCGGCCCGACCAGGCCGCGCUCGUCCUCGCGCUUGAGAGCAAGCGCAUCCUGGAUGCGUCGGGGAGGAAGCGCCGAGGGAAUGGCGGCGCAGGAGGCUCUCUGGAGAGCAAGAAGCACGCCAGCCUCCUGAUGGGACUGGCAAAGCCGGCGCACUCACCGCCCUGCGAGCGCCCGCCCGCCGCCGCGCCGGCGACGACAGCGGGGAGCGGAGAGAGCAACGGCGCCGCGCUGGGAGCGGUGGCGGGGACGACAGAGAAAGAGGCGUGCGGGAGUGUUUAG
Molecule: messenger RNA, 984 nt
Organism: Emiliania huxleyi CCMP1516
Lineage: Eukaryota; Haptophyta; Isochrysidales; Noelaerhabdaceae
Exons: 1
Coding region: 1-984 (327 amino acids)
Source: RefSeq, a predicted model, not a curated record